Perca fluviatilis (European perch) is the source of this 1942-nucleotide messenger RNA. It is a transcript of the gene hoxb8a, whose product is annotated as homeobox B8a. The coding region runs from base 855 to 1691 and encodes 278 amino acids. The record is from RefSeq and is a predicted model, not a curated record. The transcript is spliced from 2 exons. Gene Ontology annotation, cellular component: nucleus. Gene Ontology annotation, biological process: regulation of transcription by RNA polymerase II. Lineage: Eukaryota; Metazoa; Chordata; Actinopteri; Perciformes; Percidae. Gene Ontology annotation, molecular function: DNA-binding transcription factor activity, RNA polymerase II-specific; RNA polymerase II transcription regulatory region sequence-specific DNA binding.
GGAACUCCUCGAGCCGACGCCGGGAGAAUAUCAUCUAGUCUUACAGGCGCGUGCACGUACAAGAGCAAAAACAAGAAGAAAAAAAGUGUAAUGGGUUUUUUGUAUAUGGGUUUUUGUGUGUGUGUGCGCGCGCACACGCUCGUGCACGUUUGCCUGUGUGCGUGGAAAAGCCAAUGGGAUGAAGAGCUGAUAAUAGAUGCAAAUUAUCCCUGAAACCGACACACACAUACACACACAAGGGCCAGGAGGAGAGAGAGAGUGCGCGCUUGAGAGAGCCGUAGAGAGAGAGAGAGAGAGAGAGAGAGAGAGAGAGAGAGAGAGAGAGAGAGAGAGAAAAUAUGAAACAACUCAUUUGCAGAGGAGUAAAUCACGGAAUACCCGUUUGAGAGCGCGACAGGGCUCCUGCUUACAGCGCUAACACCGGAAUUGUGAUGCGCACGAGCCCUUCCUCCUCCUCUACUUCUCCCUCUUCUUCUCCUUCACCUUCUUUUUCUUCUUCUUCGCUGGAGAGUUUAUGGAAUCGGUGUGAUUGUUGUUAUUGUUGUUGCGGUGGUUGUGGCUGUUUGUGCUCUGGCUGGCUGCCGUUACCGUUACUCACACCGCUCGUCUGUUGUGGCCGUGAAGUGAAACGCCACAACAACGGUCACCGACACCGGCGGCAGACCUGCCUCACUCUCUGUCUCUCCCUCCCCUUCGUCUCCGUGUGUGUGUCGGUGUUUCUCUGCCUCAAACCGCACGACAGAAGCAGAAAAAAAGAAAAAACAAUUGAAAGCCGCGGCUCGCUUCCUUCAGUCCCACUCUGACUCUACUGAGCCGUACACACACUGAAACAACAAUAAACACCAACACAAAAGAUGAGUUCAUAUUUCGUCAACUCGCUCUUCUCCAAAUAUAAAAGCGGGGACUCGUUACGUCCGAACUACUACGAGUGCGGUUUCGCGCAGGACCUGGCCGGCAGCCGGCCCACCGUGGUGUACGGCCCGGGCUCCGGCGCCACCUUCCAGCACGCUCCGCAGAUCCAGGACUUCUACCACCACAGCGCUUCCACGCUGCCCAGCAACCCGUACCAGCAGAGCCCAUGCGCGGUCACAUGCCACGGCGAGCCGGGCAACUUCUACGGAUACGACGCCCUGCAGCGGCAGACGCUUUUCGGGGCCCAGGACGCGGAUCUGGUCCAGUACAGCGACUGCAAACUGGGAAGCGCGCCGGGGCUCGGCAGCGAGGACGCGGAGGGAACCGAGCAGAGCCCCUCACCGACGCAGCUGUUCCCCUGGAUGAGGCCGCAAGUAGCUGCGGGCAGGAGGCGGGGCCGCCAGACCUACAGCCGCUACCAGACCCUGGAGCUGGAGAAGGAGUUCCUGUUCAACCCCUACCUGACCCGGAAGCGCCGCAUCGAGGUGUCGCACGCGCUGGCUCUGACGGAGCGGCAGGUGAAGAUCUGGUUCCAGAACCGGAGGAUGAAGUGGAAGAAGGAGAACAACAAGGACAAGUUCCCGAGCAGCAAGAGCGAACAGGAGGCGGUGGAGAGGGAGAGGAGGGAGAAGGAGCUGCGGGACGGCAGCGGAAGCGGAGAAGGGGAAGGUGGUGAAGGAGGAGGAGGCUCGGCGGUGGCGGUGGCGGUGGCGGGCACGGCGGGGUCACAGGCCUCCGGGAACGAGGAUUGCUGCGAGAAAACCCACAAGCAAAUGUAGGGAGGAGAGCGGUGAAAUUAUGAGGAAGAGGGGGGGAGGGCUGAAGGGCGAGAGAUGGAGGACGAGUAGGGUGUAAGUGUUGGACCGGAUGGGGAGAGGGGGGGAGUGGGUGUUUUUUGUCUUAAUUGAGGCCAUUUGGACUGCUCCGCUUUCUCCACAAUUGAAUUGAUGGAAAGGAACUUGACUCUCCAAAAUGGCGAUUGGUGAGCCGGACGGACUGGAGGGGCCUCGCGCCUCUGUCUGCUGACUGU